Messenger RNA from Mesorhabditis belari, 1065 nucleotides. The record is from the annotation of a GenBank genome assembly. Lineage: Eukaryota; Metazoa; Nematoda; Chromadorea; Rhabditida; Rhabditidae.
AUGGGAUGCGUCAAUUCGACCGACCAGACCAACGCAAAGAAGCGCUCGAAAUACAUCGACGAACAGUUGAAAGCCGAUCAUGAACGACAAUCAAGAGAAGUAAAACUGUUGUUGCUGGGUGCUGGUGAAUCGGGCAAAAGUACCAUUGUGAAACAGAUGAAAAUCAUUCAUGAAACAGGCUACACGGAUGAGGAGCGAAAACAGUAUCGACCAGUCGUGUUUAGUAACAGUGUGCAGUCAAUGGCAGCAAUACUUCGUGCAAUGAAUCAAUUGAAAAUCGAGUUUGCUGAUCUAAACCGUGGCACUGAUUUGCGACAAUUUUUCACUCUUUCACAGACUUGCGAUGAGGGAGAACUUUCACCAGAAUUGGCAAUGGCAAUGAAGCGAUUAUGGCAUGAUGCAGGCGUUCAACAAUGUUUUAUGCGCUCACGCGAAUAUCAACUCAACGAUUCGGCUUCUUAUUACCUCAACAAUUUGGAUCGUAUUUCACAGCCUGACUAUGUACCAUCACAAGAUGACGUUUUACGCACACGAGUCAAGACAACGGGGAUCGUUGAAACCCACUUCACGUACAAAGAUCUUCAUUUCAAAAUGUUUGAUGUCGGUGGUCAGCGUUCAGAAAGAAAGAAAUGGAUUCAUUGCUUUGAGGCUGUCACUGCCAUUAUUUUCUGUGUGGCUAUGAGUGAAUACGAUAUGGUAUUGGCGGAAGACGACGAGAUGAAUCGAAUGAUCGAGUCAAUGAAGCUCUUCGAUUCAAUCUGCAACAACAAGUGGUUCAGCGAGACAUCGAUCAUCUUAUUUCUCAACAAGAAAGAUAUUUUCGAGGAGAAGAUCAAGAAGAGCCCCCUUACUAUAUGCUUUCCCGAAUAUUCUGGCGCUAAUUCUUAUGAAGAGGCAGCCGCUUACGUGCAGGCUCAAUUUGAAAAUCUCAACCAUCGAAAAGACGGUCAGAAAGAAAUCUACACCCAUUUCACUUGUGCCACCGACACAAAUAACAUCAGAUUUGUCUUCGAUGCUGUGACGGACAUCAUCAUUCGGGAUAAUCUCAAACAAUGCGGUCUAUUC